AUGCAAUUUGGUGGGAUACAAUCGAGGAAGAAACCAAAUGAAUUUAAAAAGUUACCAUUCAACUAUUGUUCAUUAUCACUUCAGCCAUUUGAACACCCUGUAUGUACCCCUGAUGGCAUGAUUUUUGAUUUAAGCAAUAUUUAUGCAUAUGUAAAGAAACAUGGAACAAAUCCUGUUACUGGUAAAAAAUUAGAUCUAAAGACUUUAAUCAAACUUAAUUUUUAUAAAAACUCUGAUGAUGAAUAUUAUUGCCCAGCAACGUAUAAAGUUUUCAAUGACCAUGCACAUAUUGUAGCUAUAAAAACUACUGGGAAUGUUUACUCAUAUGAAGCAAUUGAACGUUUGAAUAUUAAACCUAAAUAUUGGAAAGAUUUAUUAACCGAUGAACCAUUUAAACGAGAUGAUCUCAUAACUAUUCAAGAUCCUCAUAAUAUUGAAUCAAGAGAUUUUACUAAAUUCCAUUACAUAAAAAAUAAUUUAAAAAUCAAGGAUGAAGAAAAACAAGAUUCGUUGAGUAAUAUAAAUGUGAAUGCUACAGGUUCUGCUGCACGUAUCCUAAAAAAAAUAUCAAAUGAUUCUAGUGAAAAGAGUAAGCAAGAUCAAAAGACUACUUCUUCAUCAACAUCAACUUCUACAACUCCAAUAAAAACCUCAAAAAAAAGUAUUCCAUAUAAUGCAGCAUCAUAUUCCCGUGGAUUGGCUGCAGCAUCAUUUACGUCAACGGCAAUGACACCAAUAACAGAGAAUGAGAAUGCACUUAUAGAUGAAGAAGAAUUUAUGCUUGGUCAAAUAAAAUCAAAAGGUUAUGCUCGUAUAGUGACCAAUCUUGGGAACUUGAAUAUUGAACUUUUUAGUGACAAUGUAAUAUUUCAUCGAAAAAUAAAAAAUUUUAUGAUUCAGGGUGGUGAUCCAACAGGAACAGGUAAAGGCGGUGUAUCAUAUUGGAAAAAAGAUUUUAUAGAUGAAUUCAAAAGUAAUCUUUCACACAAUGAAAGAGGUCUAUUAAGUAUGGCUAAUCGCGGGAAAAACACAAAUUCAUCACAAUUCUUUUUUACGUUUCGGCCAUGUACACAUCUUGAUAAUAAACAUACAAUAUUUGGAAAAUUGGUUGGUGGUAAAGAAGUUUUAGACAAGAUGGAAUCAGUGCCAACAGAUGAAUCAGAUCGUCCAUUGGAGGAAAUUAAGAUUAGUGAGGUGACGGUAUUUAUUGAUCCAUAUGAAGAGUAUAAAAAAGAUUUGGAAAAGAAAUUAAAAAAAGAUCAGGAAGUUAAAAAACUACCAGUAAAAACUGUAAAAGAUAAUACUACAUGGUUUGGCACGAAAUUAACCAGUUCAAGGUUAUCAUCAUCAUCUACACAAGAUUCAUCUAUUCCCGUAGGUAAAUAUUUCAAAACACAACUUUCUAAAAAACGUGAAUUUGAAGAAAUAGAAGAAGUAAAACCAAAAAGUAAUAAUUUUGGUGAUUUUAGUAACUGGUAG
Molecule: messenger RNA, 1479 nt
Organism: Entrophospora sp. SA101
Lineage: Eukaryota; Fungi; Glomeromycota; Glomeromycetes; Entrophosporales; Entrophosporaceae
Source: the annotation of a GenBank genome assembly